UUAUAUCCAUAUGCUGAAAGAACAACACAUUGCGAGAAUGGUGUGCGUGCAAGCCUGGCGGAUAGCUCAUCAUCAGUCAGUCAGUGCUCACUGUCAGUCAGCUUAACGGAGCUGCUGCCAGAGGAAGAGAAGUAUCUAUCGUUUGCACACACUGCUGUAGUGGGUACUCUGCUGCUCCUGCUGCUGCUACACAAGUCGCGAUGCGGUGUUAUUAUUAAAUUAGAGGAAAAUUUGGGAUUCUGGACUUUGGUGGAACAUCUUGGAACGGGAUUACGGUGCAAUAGAGGUAUUCGGUUGCGUGUUCGAGGGGUGUUGUUCAGGAAGAGUGUUGGCAAGAAGGAAAUUAGGGGUGUGAAAAAGGCCACCUUCGCGUAGAAUGCCGUAGGACGGGGAAGAUAUAUAGAGAAUGACCUGCUGGGGAAUUUUUCUUCUGCUUGACUCGUCACGACGGAAAAAAUAAUCGGCAGAGAAAUUAAAACGGAAGGUGCUAAAUUUUUGCGUGGUUUUUGCCCUCGGUUCGUUGGGUGCUUGAAGAUAGUGUCUGGGGCUGCUGAAGAAGCGAGUAGUGUGUAUUGUGGAAUGGAGUCUUUGCGUUAAAGAUCUAUGCUGAAGUGGCGAAGAAAGAUAUCUCUAAGAUACGCAGCAUAGGGGAAUCUAGAAGAGUGUGAUUGCGCCUGGGAAGGCCAGCUUACAAGGAAGGAAGUUGUUUUUGUUAUUGUUGCAUAGUUGUUAAAUAUUGAUUGGUUGGUGUCCGAAGACCUGUUUGGAAUACUGCAAAUACCUAUUGCAUCGACACACGACCGCAAUACGGCUAUGGCGAGUCACGCAGAAUAUGGAUAUCUACCCGGAGCUGAUGAACUGAAUAACGAGGAAGGAGCGUGUUGUCGCCUGCGGAUAAAAGUCAUCGCUGGACAUCAGUUAGCCAAAAAAGACAUCUUCGGUGCUAGUGACCCGUACGUCCGGAUCGACCUGAACACCAUCACCGGCGACGAAAACAUCGACUCGGUGCUGACGAAAACCAAAAAGAAAACCCUGAACCCCAAAUGGAACGAGGAGUUCAUCUUCCGGGUGAAACCGAACGAGCACAAGCUGGUGUUCCAGGUGUUCGACGAGAACCGGCUGACGCGGGAUGAUUUCCUGGGGAUGGUGGAGCUUCCGCUGUCGCAGCUACCGAAGGAGUCCGACGAGGACGGAGUUCAGGUGCCAAUCAAAAGCUAUCCGCUGCGGCCUAGAAGGUCAGUAGGCGCUCGAUCAAAGGUGCGAGGACAGCUGGAUCUGUACCAUGCCUACAUCCAGGAUCAGAAUGCAUCCAACGAAUCCCAGUUGGACUGGGAAAUCAUCGAAUCGAAUAGUUCAAUCUCUAGUAAUUCUAACAUCGCCAACAAUGCAGCAGACACACUUCCAUCCGGAUGGGAAGAACGGCAGGAUGCCAACGGACGCACCUACUACGUGAACCAUUUGCAACGGACGACGCAAUGGGAGCGACCAACUGCCACCUUGAGUCAAUCAUCACAGGACAACGAUAUGGCGGCCGCCUUCCAGAGACGAGUUCAUAUCAGCGUUGACGACAACAUCACGGAUAACGAAAGUGCGAGCACCGACAACGAUUCGAUCUGUUUGACGAACGACGAAGCCGACGGCGAUGAAGAAGUGAUCAGCGAUCGAGCGUCACGAUCUCCAUCGGCCGGUGAUGGAUCGGUCUUAUCGCGUCGUGAAACGGUCGAUUUGCAGUCUUCGCUCGUGCUGGAUGAGCAGCCGGAACUACAGGAAGAGGAGGAGGAAGAGGAUGUUGCAGCGGAAGCAGCGCAACAAGAUGAGGAAAUCGGAAUCGAUGCGCUCAGCAUCGAUCUCGAGGACGAAGAUCAAGAGGCAAGCAAUGCAAGUCUUGCAUCAACCCUACGAUCGACUACGUCCCUGAACAAUUCGGUAAGCUCUCUUGGUGUUGCGUCUGCUGGGUCUCCAGAAGCGUUGAAAAUCAAUGCAAGCAACGGUGAAGAGUCGGAAAGGAGUGCUGUAGUGUUCCGUUCGGAAUCGCUGCGAUCGCUACCGACAAUACGAGUCAGUUCUCCACCGCAUCUGCCAGCAGCUCUGGUCAGGAGUCCAAGCCGGGUAGCUUCUGUAGCGAAUCCUACCCUGACUGGAGUUAGUCGAAGACGAAGACUUCCGCCGAUGGUACCAAUGAUAAUGCCACGACAGCCUUCCGUGGAUGAACAGCAUCUUGAAGAGGAAGAGGAAGAAGCUCCUCCGUCUCCGCAAGAAGUACUUCAAUUCGGUGAAGACGAUCAUGAGGACUUGGAUCAUGCGGUGCAGAAUCGUGUCUUGCAGCAUCUGAACGAAAGCAGUCGACGUUCGUCGAGCCGAUCAUCUAUUGGGAGUGCGGGUAGUGGCGGAGUUCAUGGUCGAGCUAUUGGAGACGCCGACGAAGCGGAUAGUGGAGGAGGCGGCCGACGAUCAUCUACCAAUAAUAAUAACGACACAAGUGAUGAUCGUUCAUCGCGAUCGUCUACAUCCAAUGAGAAUGACUCUUCCAGUAGCAGUCCUGCCGGAGCAGAUGUGGUAUUACCAGCAGGAUGGUCAAUGCAGCUAGCACCGAACGGAAGAGUGUUCUUCAUAGAUCACAAUGAGAAGAAGACUUCCUGGGUGGACCCAAGGACGGGUCGGGCCAGUCCGAUGCCAAAUGCGUCCAGCAGUUCGACUGUGAGCGAUUCAAGACGCCCGGAAGAUGGGUUAGCUCCAUUACCAGAAGGAUGGGAGGAACGGGUGCAUUCUGACGGACGGACCUUUUUCAUCGAUCACAAUACCAGAACUACACAGUGGGAAGAUCCACGCUUGUCGAUGCCAAACAUUGCUGGUCAGGCAGUACCUUACUCGAGAGAUUACAAACGGAAAUAUGAAUAUCUGAAGGGUCAACUUAGGAAACCGGCCAACGUCCCCAACAAGAUCGAAAUCAAGGUCCGACGGGUGUCGAUCCUGGAGGACUCGUACCGUAUCAUCAACUCCAUCACCAAAACGGAACUGCUCAAGACCAAACUGUGGAUUGAGUUCGAAGGCGAAGCCGGGCUGGACUAUGGCGGUCUGGCGCGGGAGUGGUUCUAUCUGCUGUCCAAAGAAAUGUUCAAUCCGUACUAUGGGCUGUUCGAGUACUCGGCCAUGGAUAACUACACGCUGCAGAUCAACCCGUUCAGUGGGCUGUGCAAUGAAGAUCAUCUACACUACUUCAAAUUUAUUGGAAGGGUUGCCGGGAUGGCUGUUUACCAUGGGAAACUUUUGGAUGCAUUCUUCAUUCGGCCGUUCUACAAGAUGAUGCUGCAGAAGCCAAUCGAUCUCAAAGAUAUGGAAUCUGUUGAUAUGGAGUAUUACAAUUCGUUGCUCUGGAUCAAGGAGAACGAUCCGAGUGAGCUGAUGUUAACGUUCUGUGUGGAUGAGGAGACUUUCGGGUACACUAGUCAACGGGAGCUUAAGCCUAAUGGGGCCGAUAUUGAAGUCACGAAUGAGAAUAAGGAUGAAUACAUUAAGCUAGUGAUCGAGUGGCGCUUUGUUGCCCGAGUUAAAGAUCAAAUGUCGGCCUUCUUGGACGGGUUCGGCCAGAUAGUUCCACUGAACUUGCUGAAAAUUUUCGAUGAGAACGAACUUGAGCUUCUGAUGUGCGGCAUUCAAAGUAUCGACGUCAAGGACUGGAAACGGAAUACUCUCUACAAGGGUGAUUACUACGCCAAUCAUGUCAUCAUUCAGUGGUUCUGGAAGGCAGUUCUAUCGUUUUCGAAUGAGAUGCGGUCGAGAUUGUUGCAGUUUGUCACAGGUACGAGUCGUGUGCCAAUGAACGGAUUCAAGGAGCUGUACGGAUCCAAUGGACCGCAGAUGUUCACGAUCGAGAAAUGGGGCACGCCGGAAAACUAUCCGAGGGCGCAUACUUGUUUCAACCGCCUGGAUCUACCACCGUACGAAAGCUAUCUGGCGCUGAAGGAUCGACUGAUCAAAGCUAUCGAAGGCAGUCAAGGAUUCGCAGGUGUGGACUAAGGGAAGCAUUAUCCGUGUAAAUAUCGUUAAACUGACAAUCCACUGGAAGAGCCAACAUUCCUCUGGAUACGCCGCAGCUUGAAUCCACAGUUUCCUCAACGGUAGCUCCAACAUAUUUAGAGAGAUGUAUAGUGCCGUCUCGAAUUCCGUCGCUUCAAUAGUUUUUCAAGACAUGACAAUCUACGAUGACACCCAUAGGCAAGUACACAUCCAGACACUAACGAUCAUCGCUACGAGGAGAAAUCCUCCUACUCUGCUGCCACACCCCGAUACAAUUUUUACCGCGCCAAAAAAUCUCUUAGUGAAGAGUGAGUUCCCCUUUUUUGAUCGUUGUUUCGUGUUAGUUGAAACUCAUAAAGGAAGCAAAUCAAUUUUACAAGACUUAUUUGCCUUAUGCACUUGCACUGUUUGAUCGCUUUAGAGAAAAUUUUAAACAUUUAGCUAACGACAAAAUUUGAACGACUCAUAUACGCGCGUUUUAUUCCUUGUAAAAAAAACACAAAACCAAGGCAAUUGUUAUCUGUUGAUUGUUUGAUCGUUAUCCUUCCUGACCGAGAAGAGCGGAUUCGUUCGUUCGAUCUUAUAAUAUCUUCAUCCGUAGUUGAUGCUGUUGAGAAUCCGAUGCUUUCCAUUUCCCACAUCUAGUUGUCGAAUCAAAAACAAAUAGGAAAAUGUUACUUAAGCUGCUAGAGCUGUUAUCGCGAAACCACUUAUUUAUUUAGGUGAAAGACAAAAUGGAAAAGAAGAAUAAAUAUGCAUGUUUGAAUCGGAAGGGUAUGUGACAGGAUAUCUCGGACGGUCACCGGGGACGACGCAUCCUCUGGAACGAUAGAAUUGAUGGAAGGAAACGAGGACGAGAUUAAGUUUAGUGGGGCUAUUUAUAUGGAAUCAAAGAAAUACUACAUAGCUAAAUAUUUUCAAAGUAUUUUUAAUUCUUAUGACAGAGUAAUAUUGUAAAGCAUUACAUUGAAACUGACA
Molecule: messenger RNA, 4995 nt
Organism: Aedes aegypti (yellow fever mosquito)
Lineage: Eukaryota; Metazoa; Arthropoda; Insecta; Diptera; Culicidae
Product: E3 ubiquitin-protein ligase Nedd-4
Exons: 13
Coding region: 814-4017 (1067 amino acids)
Biological process (GO): ubiquitin-dependent protein catabolic process; regulation of dendrite morphogenesis
Molecular function (GO): ubiquitin protein ligase activity; protein binding; sodium channel inhibitor activity
Source: RefSeq, a predicted model, not a curated record